Fusarium redolens is the source of this 2608-nucleotide messenger RNA. RefSeq lists its product as uncharacterized. The coding region runs from base 113 to 2344 and encodes 743 amino acids. Lineage: Eukaryota; Fungi; Ascomycota; Sordariomycetes; Hypocreales; Nectriaceae. Gene Ontology annotation, molecular function: DNA-binding transcription factor activity, RNA polymerase II-specific; zinc ion binding. The record is from RefSeq and is a predicted model, not a curated record. The transcript is spliced from 7 exons. Gene Ontology annotation, biological process: regulation of DNA-templated transcription.
CUUCCCCAAACUGACCCCGCGAAAUGCUACCCCAUGUUUAAACUCUCCGGCCUGCCGGGUCCUCCUCCUCUCUACUUACUGCCGUUUAACUUUUAUCAUCACAUCUUCACUCAUGUCCAAUUGUAACCCAACCAUGCAAGAAUCGGAAACCCCAAGAUCAGCUCCAGCGCGAAGACGAGCUUCCAAAGCUUGUAUGAACUGUCGCGUCAGGAAAGUCCGCUGCGAUGUUGUCCGAAACCCAGAAAGGUGCGCCAACUGCGCUCUCGAUAACGCCGAAUGUACGGUCAUAGCCCGAAGAACCAAGUACCGUAAAAGACCUACGGUUAUACUGGGGAGGCCAAAACCCAUAACAUUUCGAAAUACUUUUCAACAGCAACAUGAAAGUAGAAGCGCUGCGGCCAUUAUUCCAGGCUCACCAAUCGAUUUCGGUCAACAUUCCUUUUUCUGUGAGAGUCGGUCGGAUCAUAGCCCUGAAAGCCCAUCAACUUGCUUCAAGGACAUUGAAGAGUCCACAGAGACAGCAUGCACUGACAACGUCAACCGGCUGCCAGCGACGACAGUCGAGGGAGAUCAUGCACUUCAAACUUUUAAAGCAACAGAGAACAUGAGAUCACGUCAAAACACAGGACCCAAUGCCCGAUCACACGUUAUAUACUCCUAUUACUCAUUCCUUACCCUUGACAUGUCUGGACUGGAUCCCGAUGAUGUUCACUAUCUUGAGUCUCGCAGCUGUUUGAGUGUUCCUACUUCUGACGCCCUGGAUGACUUUGUCCGAGAGUAUUUUCUCCACGUACAUCCUGGCCUUCCACUGUUGGACGAGGCCCAGUUUUGGGCAUUAUACUCUGGUGACAAGGAGCCUUGUGGCGAGUCGACAGUUUCGCUCUUGGUAUUCCAGGCAAUGCUAUUCGCUUCCUGCAGUUUCGUCCCUUUCUCGACAUUGAAAUGUCUUGGUUUCACCUCGAGACGCAAUGCUAGGGAGAAAUACUAUCGCCGCGCCAAGCUCCUCCUGGACAUCUGCAGUGGCAAAGAUCCUGCGGGGCAGGAGCGAGCAGACCAGGGCUCAGCUGAAACCAAUAGGUUGAAGCGGCUUUGGUGGUGUUGCAUAGUGCGAGAUAGAAUCUUACCUCUCGGCGUUCGAAGACAGUUGUAUAUUGCUUCGAUAAGUCCAACUCUGGAUCACCUGGCAGAACAGGACUUUGCGAAAGAGAUUCAAGAGUCGCAGGUAUACUCACCACAGACUAAGCGGAGUUUGGCCCAACUGUUUAUUAGCCUUUGUGAGCUGGCUAUUCCAUUCACCAGUGUUAUACAGACGGUCUAUGGGAUGGGACAAUCGGCUAUAGAUGCCAUAUCCCCAAUUAUCGAGAACCAAAGACACAUCGAAGAAUCCAUCAGGUUCUGUGAGACCAGUUUGGACGCCUGGUUCGAUAAGGCGACUAUCCAGUUCCCUACCCCUGCUGGAAUACUGAGCAGUGAGAAGUCUCUUGUUCUGUACACGAAUUUGAUGUACAUAUACUACUAUUCCGCCCGCGUCGCACUAUAUCAAUACAAAGCAUUUGUUGUUAGUCUUGCGUCUCCAGGAGCUGGUAUGGACAACAAGUUACACCAAACCCGGCACCACUUGGAGGAUGCUACAUUAGGGAUCACAGACAACCUUAAAGAGCUGGUUCAACUCAAAGUCGCCAGGUUCCUACCAGUUAGCAUCAUUGCGUAUGCAGCGCUGCCACUAGUUCUGCAUAUUCUCGAUGUCAAAUUGGCAAAAUUACCAUCGCAAACAGCCAGGAAACAAGGUAGACUCAACAUAUAUAUGGAGGCUAUGAAGGGACUACAAAACCUGUAUGAUGGUGUUGACGACGUCUGGGCUUUCAUCAGGGGCGCAAUUGACUCUGCAACUUCUGAGACCUUAGAUACAGCUGAUGUCAGCCCUAACAGCGCACUUUGCUCUAAAGCAUCACCUUCUAUCCUGGCCGCUGACGAUUGGGGUAACUUCCUCUUGCAGGAGCCUAUUCUCUACUUCCGCCUCUCACGCACCAUUGAUCUCUCAUUGGCUGUUGGAUGUUAUACUGAGGACUCUUCGCUCAGUCUGUUACUGGCUUCUGCACAAUUCCCAAGUCCAAGUCUUAUGUUUAUUGGUGUUGAUGUUCCUGCUGAAAGCGUGAUCUCUGGCUGUGAUGACGGAUCUACAGAUGAGAAAGGGAACGCAGAGCUUGAAGAAAUUUGUCAAGACAUAAGAUCUGACAUCGGUGACUUGGAUGGAUAUGAUCUUGAUUUGGAUUCUCUUCAGACACCCGAGUUUCUGGAUAUGUUUAAAGUAGACUUGGGAGAUGAGCAGAAAGGCGACACAUAAAUAAUUGUCUAGUUCAUCAAUUUUGCGCAGUUUGCGAAUCUUGGCUAAAAGGGGUAUUUUCCACGUCAAGGGACUUCAAACCACGACUUCGCGCAAUGUAUGCUGGAUGAAGUAAUUGCAGAUUAUUCUUGAGCCAAUGGUAGUUUUUUAGUAACAUAAAUUGCUUCGUAGGCUUACCGACUAGUCCGAAAGAAGACAUCGAAUUAGGUAGACUACAGGGUAACUGCCUCUGUCGGCAUGGUGGGUACUGAUAAGAUAAGCGAG